AUGGACGUCACUGCGGAUAUUAAAGUGCUGGUGGCGAUGCGGGACGACCAGCACUGCCGAGAAGCCCUAGACUGGACGAUUAAGGAGUUCGGAAAGCGCAAGGAUGCGAGCGUGUGUCUGCUCCUCACGCAUAUCGUGACGGAACUUCGCAAUACAGCGGGCAAGCUGGUGCGCCUAGGCGAGGCGGACAGCCCGAGCGUGGCGGUGCACAUAUGCGACCGCGUGCUGCCGUACCUCGAGAGCCUGCAGGACGUCAGCGACGACGCCGGGCUGCCGUCCACGGUGCACGUGAUCAAGAACGAGGACAAGGGAGGCGCCAUCCUCGAAGCCGCGCAGAAGCUGGAGGCGACACACAUCGUGCUGGCCAGCAUUCCCAACAAGCCCAUCGGCGAGUGGAAGACCAUCAACGUGUGCGCGAGGGAGGAGGUGCUGCCGCCCGGAGCGUCACUCUAUGUGGUGCAGAGUGGAAAGAAGCUCAAAACCGUGCAGAGCAAGGAGCAGGCGCCUGCUAAGCCCGUCCCUCCCCCAGCACGUGUGUUCCAUGGCACAGCGCUCAACAAGAAGCUGCCAGACAUCCAGGAGGGGGGCAGCGGCGUGCAGGAGGACGGAGAUGCACAGGGGGGCAGCGGGGCAGCGGACGGGGAAGGGGAAGGGGAGGCGGGAGGCAAGGAGGCCGCAGCAGAGGGGGGAGCGGAGGGGGAAGGGGCUGGGAAGGCGGAGGGCGGGGCGGCGGAGGGGGGAGGGGAGGGUGCGGGGAAGAACGAGGAGGGGCUGUCUGCUCUGGAGCUAGCUAGGCGAGCAUAUGCUGCUAAGGCCAAGGCUGCUGCAGGGGCAGGCGUUGGGGGUGGGUCUGGGGGCGCUGCAGCAGGUGGGGCAGCAGCAGCAGGAGGGGCGGCAGCGGCAGGGGGGGCGCCGGGAGGGGGAGUGCCGCCCAAGGACCGGCCGAGGAAGAAGAAACCAUCUGCUGGCGCCAAGGCCCGGCUUGAGAAGAAGAUGGCGGAGAGGGAGGGCUCCUCCGGCCGUAAAGUCCCCUCGGACAAGAACCCGCUCACGAGGCCGCUGCAGGUGGUGGAGCCAGCAGAGGGUGCGCGGCGGCAGCCGUUCAAAGAGUUCACCCUGGAGGAGCUGCAGGCCGCCAUCGAGCACUUCUGGCCCAACCACGUGUGCGGCGAGGGCAGCUACGGCGUGGUGUAUAAGGGCAUGAUUGACGGGCAGACCGUGGCUGUCAAGCAGCUCAAGAACCCCGACGUGAAGGCUGCUCUCGAUGAAAUCGACCGGGAGAUGGAGGUGCAGAAGCGCAUAGACCACCCCAACGCGGUGCGGCUGGUGGGGUACUGCAGGGAGGACCGAUCGCUGGUCUACGAGUUCAUGGCCAACGGCUCCCUCGAGGACCGCCUGCUCUGUAUCGGGGGCGUGCCUCCCCUCCAGUGGCCUGAACGCUGCCGCAUUGCUAUGGAGAUCGCGGCAGGGCUGCAGCACCUGCACACGCGCAAGCCGCCCAUCGUGCAUCGCGAUGUGAAGCCAGCCAACGUGCUGCUGGACGACCACUUCACCGCCAAGCUCGGCGACGUGGGGCUCGCCCGCCUCAUGGGCGACCUCGCCCCCGGCCACUCCCACGUCGUGCGGAAAUCAGUCAUUGUCGGGACGGAGCAUUAUGUCGAUCCUGAGUAUCUGUGCGCGAGGAGGGGGUACCUCGGGCCGAAAUCGGACGUGUAUUCGUUCGGGGUGGUGCUGCUGCAGAUGCUGGUUGGGGAGGUGCCGAACCUGAAGAGGAUCGACGCGAUGGUGGAAAAGGAGGAGUUGACAGUGGUGCUGGAUCCCAGGGCUGGUGAAUGGCCGCCGAACCUGGCGCUGGACCUCGCGAACCUGGGGCUGUGGUGCGCGGAAAUGGACCGCCGAGAUCGGCCGGAUCUGACGGAGGAGGUGAUUCCGGCGCUGAUGGAUAUCUGCGAGGCGGCGGCCGACGCGGUGGUGGAGUGGGAGGGGAAGCAGGAGGCCCAGAAGGAGAAGGAGCGGCUGGAGAAGGAGGAGAAGGAGAAGGCUGAGAAGGAGGCGAAAGAAAAGGCUGAGGAGGAGAAGAAGAAGAAGCAGCAGGCGGAAGAGGAAGCUGCUAGGAAGGCCAAGGAGGCGGCUGCUGGGGCUGGGGCGAGCGAGGCGGCGGCAGGGGGGAAGAAAGGGGCUGCAGCGGGGACGGCGGCGGCGCCUUCGAAUGAAGCGGCGAAGGGCGGAUGCUGUACCAUUUCGUAA
Molecule: messenger RNA, 2247 nt
Organism: Closterium sp. Naga37s-1
Lineage: Eukaryota; Viridiplantae; Streptophyta; Zygnematophyceae; Desmidiales; Closteriaceae
Source: the annotation of a GenBank genome assembly